AUGCGCUUACCGCCGCCAUUAUCGUUAUUUCUACAUGGACUCUCUUUGUCUGUACUUUUAAUAGAUGUAGUUAUAGGUACGUCGUCAGCCUUUUUAUUCUUGAAACCCCUUGUUGGUUGGUUGGCGGCAACGUCCUGACGAGAUCCCCUCCCGCAGGACACUCGCAGCACCGGAACCCGGUGUCGUACAUAACUUUUAUUGAGGACCCUCAGAUAAUUACUCCCGGCAAGCGAAUACACUCGGGCUCGUCGUUCGACCUGACAUUCACAUUGCACAAGGGGCAGCAACGGGUCAAGUUCGCGCUCGAGCCGAACCACGAGAUAUUGCCCGACGAUGCCAGGGUCGAGUACCUGGAUGUGGAUGGGAAUGUCAGGCACUCGGAGCUGAUUGUCCGACACCACAUAAAGGUUUACCGGGGGACUGCUUGGUUGAGGAACGAGCGUAAGGGUGAGUGGGUUCAUGCUGGAUGGGCUAGCGUUGUCUUCACGAGGGAUGGGGAGGAUCCGCUGUUUGAGGGGGCCUUCACUCUGCUGCACGACGCUCACCACAUCCAAUUCCGAUCUACUUAUAGGAGGACUAGGCAUGCAUUGGAUCCGGAUGUUGAACCGGAAGGAAGGGAGGGGAUGGUUGUUUUCCGGGAUUCUGAUGUUAUGGAUAGGGAUUUUUACGACCAGCCUCUCGUGGGGAGAGGGGUCGAGGAGCGGAAUGACGACGGUGACGAUGACGACGCUGGGGUCAUGUGUCCGGCCGAUAGAUUGGAAUUUAAUGUUCAGCCGGAGCACUUGGUGAAUAGGAUGAUUCUGGAGCCAGAAUUGCCCAAGGGGCGACUGUGGGCGGGUAUCGGGUUGGAAGACCUAUUCCAGGGUGGACUGAAGAGGAGGCAAAAUCUGGACGGAAAUGAUGGCUUUACCGGUGGCACGGGGAAUUCUGCUGGUGUGAACUUGCGUGGUACAAUUGGGAACACGGAUGGUUGUCCGAACACUAGGUUGGUUGCGUUGGUUGGCGUUGCCACUGACUGCACUUAUACCGCCGACUUUGAGGGCGACCAGGAGAAGGCCAGGUCGAACAUCAUCACACAGAUCAACGCAGCCUCCAACCUUUUCGAGAAAACCUUCAACAUUACGCUCGGCCUUUCCACGCUCGUUAUCAGCGAUGCGAAUUGUCCGGGGACUCCCCCAGCGACCGCAAAGUGGAACAUUCCGUGCUCGUCCGGUAAUUCGAGUAUCGAGAAUCGACUGAAUCUUUUCUCCGAGUGGAGGGGUACCCGGUCGAAUGACUCGAACGCUUUGUGGACCUUGAUGACCACUUGUGAGACCGGGUCCGCCGUUGGGCUCGCCUGGUUGGGCAUGCUGUGUCAGAAGGACACCAUUACCCAAGCGGGACAGUUCGUCACCGGGGCCAAUGUUAUUGCCAGGACUUCGUCCGAGUGGAAGGUUAUUGCUCAUGAAAUUGCCCAUACCAUGGGUGCCGUGCAUGAUUGCACGUCCUCCACAUGUGUGGGAAAUACUGCUUCCGCAUCCAUGUGCUGUCCGCUCUCCUCGGAGACCUGUGAUGCUGCUGGGAGGUUUAUGAUGAAUCCGACCACCACCGAUACAAUCUCGAGUUUUAGUCCGUAGGUUUUUUGUUGUUGAUGCUUGGUUCGAGUGAUGCGUGCUGACUGGCUUAGGUGCACUGUCGGGAAUGUCUGUUCAGCGUUUAAAAGGAAGAGCGUUGAUAUGUCCUGCUUGACAUCCAACAGGGACGUUAGCGUUAUCACGAAAAAUGAGUGUGGUAAUGGUAUCGUGGAACCCGGCGAGGACUGUGACUGCGGUGGAACGGAGGGCUGCGGAACCAACUCCUGCUGCGAGCCUACCACCUGCAAGUUCAAGGCUAAUGCGGUCUGCGAGUAUGUUACCGGUCACAUUCAGCGAGCGGGCUGUGCUAAUGAUACCGUUACAGUGAUGCGAAUGAGGAUUGCUGCACGGGCUGCCAGUUUUCGUCAAAGGACAGGGUUUGCCGAUCUAGCAAUGGCCCCUGCGAUCCCGAGGAAAGGUGCACGGGAAGGAAUGCUACCUGCCCUGCAGACGUCGUUUCGAAGAAUGGUACGUCACGAGACUCCCGCCCAGUGAAGCCAAUCCGUCCCAUCUAACCACACUUACCACCGCAGGCGAUUCCUGUGGCAACGGACUGAAGUGCGCGAGCGGGCAGUGCACAUCCCGAGACCAGCAAUGCAAGACGGUUAUGGGGCUUCGCGGCAAUAGUACACAUUCAUGCUACGAUUCGGAUUGCCAGCUGACUUGCGCAUCCCCGGAGUUUGGCCCGGGAACCUGCUUCCGCAUGCAACAGAACUUCCUCGACGGAACGCCAUGUAACGGUGAUGGGAUGUGUAAGGCCGGAGUAUGCAAUGGCGCGACAACGCUUGGUCAAGUUAAAAGCUGGAUCAAUAAGGUACCCCCCCCCCUUCCCUCACUGAGCCGAAGCUAAUAGGUGUAGAAUAAAAACAUCGUAAUAGGCGUAUCGGUCGGCAUCGGCGCCCUGGUAAUAUUUUCCCUCCUCUCCUGCAUAUGGAGUUGCUGCCGACGCAGGCGAGCACGCAAAGCCACACCGAAGAGUCCACCACGCCUAUCCAUGAGCGGGUACCAACCACACGACCGAAGAUGGCACAGACACCGUGACGCGGACCCGGACGUGUACCCCAUGCCCCCGCCACUGUCGCAUGGGUCUCAGAAUAUGAGGAGUCCACCUGCCUACGGCAAUACGGGCUUCCCGCCCGUUGCACGGUCGGAGCGGUAUGCUUGAGGUGAAGUAAAGCGUGAUUCAUUGCCUACUUGUACAUGAUAAUGAUACGAUGAUUGAUUGUUUUUUG
Tuber aestivum (summer truffle) is the source of this 2845-nucleotide messenger RNA. The record is from the annotation of a GenBank genome assembly. NCBI's taxonomy places the organism in Eukaryota, Fungi, Ascomycota, Pezizomycetes, Pezizales, Tuberaceae.